Messenger RNA from Xiphias gladius (swordfish), 2590 nucleotides. It is a transcript of the gene stat1a, whose product is annotated as signal transducer and activator of transcription 1a. The transcript has 24 exons. NCBI's taxonomy places the organism in Eukaryota, Metazoa, Chordata, Actinopteri, Istiophoriformes, Xiphiidae. Gene Ontology annotation, biological process: regulation of transcription by RNA polymerase II; cell surface receptor signaling pathway via JAK-STAT; defense response. The record is from RefSeq and is a predicted model, not a curated record. The coding region runs from base 115 to 2460 and encodes 781 amino acids. Gene Ontology annotation, molecular function: DNA-binding transcription factor activity, RNA polymerase II-specific; RNA polymerase II cis-regulatory region sequence-specific DNA binding.
GUUAGACACACUACAUUAGCAGAAGUAGGCUGAGCAACUGCCUGACAGAUUCGGUUCGCAAGUUUGGAAAAACAUUGUCGGAAAUAAAACUACGUUUCCUCAAAAUCAAAGAAAAUGGCGCAGUGGUGCCAGCUUCAGAUGCUGGACUGCAAGUACCUGGAGCAGGUGGACCAGCUAUACGAUGACUCCUUCCCCAUGGAUAUCCGACAGUACCUGAGCAAAUGGAUCGAGAGCAUCGACUGGGACACGGUGGCGGUUCAGGACUCGCUGGCCACCGUCCGGUUCCACGACCUCCUGGCUCAGCUGGACGACCAGCACAGCCGCUUCGCCCUGGAGAACAACUUCCUGCUGCAGCACAACAUCCGCAAGAUCAAGAGGAACCUGCAGGAUCGGUUCCAGGAGGAUCCAGUCCACAUGGCCAUGAUCAUCUCCAGAAACCUGAAGGAGGAGGAGAAGAUCCUGGCCAAUGCAAAGAGCGCCGAGCAGGAGGGCGACGGGACGGUGUCGGCCAUGGUGGUGGAGAAGCAGAAGCUGGACAACAAAGUGAAGGAGAUGAAAGACAGAGUCCAGACCGUGGAUCAGAACAUUAAGAACGUGGAAGAUCUGCAGGACGAGUACGACUUCAAAAUCAACACACUGAAAAACAGAGAGAAUGAAAUGAACGGCAUGACGCAGAAGGAGCUGGAGAAAGAGAAGAUGCUGAUUGGGAGGAUGUGCUUCGAGCUGAAGGCCAAACGACAGGACGUGGUGAUCAGGCUGACCGACCUGCUGAACGUGACCCAGGCGUUACUGUCGGACCUGAUCUCCGAGGAGCUGCCGGAGUGGAAGCAGCGGCAGCAGAUCGCCUGUAUCGGGGGCCCGCCCAACGCCUGCGUGGACCAGCUGCAGAACUGGUUCACAGCAGUAGCAGAGAGUCUCCAGCAGGUCCGUCAGCACCUGAAGAAGCUGCAGGAGCUGGAGCAGAAGUUCACCUACGAAAGCGACCCCAUCACACAGAAGAAAGCUUUCCUGGAGGCCCGAGCUCUGGAGCUCCUCAAGAACCUCCUGUCCAACUCUCUGGUUGUGGAGAGGCAGCCCUGCAUGCCCACCCACCCACAGCGGCCCCUGGUGCUGAAAACAGGUGUCCAGUUCACCGUGAAACUCAGGUUCCUGGUGAAGCUGCAUGAGUUCAACUACCAACUCAAAGUCAAGGCUGUGUUUGACAAGGAUGUCACAGAGAAGAAAGGGUUUCGGAAGUUCAACAUUUUGGGAACAAACACCAAAGUCAUGAACAUGGAGGAGUCGAACGGCAGCCUGGCAGCAGAGUUCAGACAUUUGCAACUGAAAGAGCAGAAAGUGGCUGGGAACAGAACGAAUGAGGGUCCUCUGAUCGUCACCGAGGAGCUCCACUCGCUCAGCUUCGAGUCCGAGCUGCAGCUCAACCAGUCGGGACUCGACAUCAAACUGGAGGCCAUGUCUCUCCCUGUUGUGGUCAUCUCUAACGUCUGUCAGCUGCCCAGCGGCUGGGCCUCCAUCCUCUGGUACAACAUGCUCACCACCGAGCCCAAGAACCUGAAGUUCUUCCUCUCUCCCCCGCCGGCGAAGUGGUGUCAGCUGUCGGAGGUUCUCAGCUGGCAGUUCUCCUCCGUCACCAAGCGAGGCCUGAACCAGGAGCAGCUCAACAUGCUGGCCGACAAACUGCUCGGAGCCAAAGCCCAGAGGAACCCAGAGGGACUAAUCCCCUGGACCAAGUUCUGCAAGCAGCAAAGUGCCAAUGAGAAAACUUUUCCCUUCUGGUUGUGGAUCGAGGGGAUCCUGGAUCUGAUCAAGAGGCACCUGCUUCCCCUCUGGAACGACGGCUCCAUCAUGGGCUUCAUCAGCAAGGAGAGGGAGAAGGCUCUGCUGAGCGACAAGUGUCCGGGCACCUUCCUGCUCCGGUUCAGCGAGAGCAGCAGAGAAGGAGCCAUCACCUUCACCUGGAUCGAACACGACGUCCACGCCAAGCCGCUCUUCCACUCCGUGGAGCCGUACACAAAGAAGGAGCUGGGCGCCGUCUCCCUGCCCGACAUCAUCCGCACCUACAAGGUGAUGGCCGCCGAAAACAUCCCGGAGAACCCGCUCCGCUUCCUCUACCCCAACAUCCCCAAAGACAAGGCCUUCGGGAAGUACUACCCCAAACCCACAGAGACUCUGGAGCUGAUGGACGUGGAGAACACAGACAAGAGUGGCUACAUGAAGACGGAGCUCAUAUCAGUGUCGGAAGUGCAUCCGUCCAGACUGCAGGACAACAUGUUGCCCAUGUCUCCCGACGACUACAAGGUUUUGGAGCACUACGUGGGUCCCAGAGACAUCGAUGCUGUGGCCAGCAAUCUGAUUGGAUUUGGACAGUUUGACAUUCAGGUAGAUGCGGCUUUGAUCUGUUGUGUGUGUUCAGCUGCAGUCCAGCAUAACUGCAUACUCAUUAAAGGGACGUUCCACUGAUUUUAUGCGGAAGUGCAAAAAUUAAAUUACUGGAGUUUGUCCUUUCAAAAAAAGUGAUUGUAGACUUCAGUUCUCAUCAUAUGUCACUUUGUCUUACUACCGACUGAAUAACCUGUUCUGUUCUUUUCCU